Messenger RNA from Trichomycterus rosablanca, 1680 nucleotides. RefSeq names its product bleomycin hydrolase (gene blmh). The transcript is spliced from 14 exons. Gene Ontology annotation, cellular component: cytoplasm. Lineage: Eukaryota; Metazoa; Chordata; Actinopteri; Siluriformes; Trichomycteridae. The record is from RefSeq and is a predicted model, not a curated record. Gene Ontology annotation, biological process: response to toxic substance; L-homocysteine catabolic process; proteolysis. The coding region runs from base 167 to 1537 and encodes 456 amino acids. Gene Ontology annotation, molecular function: cysteine-type aminopeptidase activity.
ACAGACGUUAAUUCUAUUGCAAUCUAAUACAGAAUCAUCUUUAAUCGUAGUCAAUUUGUCUUCCGCUGCUGGGGGAUCCCUGAUUGCUGUCGAGGCUUCAGCACCAGACAGAAAAAGAAGAGGCUCCAUCUGGAGGCUGAAAGGUGCAAAUGAAGCAUUACAACAGAUGAGGCUAUUGAACAAAGGUCUGUGUCGGGAUAAGGUAUCCUCUUUUGUGAAGCGUUUAAAGGGUGAUCCUCGAUACCAGUUGGCUCAGAACGUAUCGACCUGCAUCGACCCCUUAGAAGUAUGCCUGCACCGGCAGACAGUCCAAGAUACAGUGCACAUCUUCCAGCACACAAUUCCUAAUGAGGGCAAGCCUGUAACCAACCAAAAGAACUCAGGGAGAUGUUGGAUCUUCUCAUGCCUCAAUGUACUGAGACUUCCAUUCAUGAAGAAGUUUAACAUAGAAGAGUUUGAGUUCAGUCAGUCCUAUCUCUUUUUUUGGGACAAGGUGGAACGCUGCUAUUACUUUUUGCAUAGCUUUGUGGAGACAGCCCAGAGGAAGGAGCCGGUGGACAGCCGAUUGGUCCAGUUUUUGCUCUCGAAUCCAACUAACGAUGGUGGACAAUGGGAUAUGCUGGUUAAUCUCAUUGAGAAAUAUGGUGUCAUUCCAAAGAAGUGCUUUCCUGAGUCUCACAGCUCUGAAGCUUCCCGUAGAAUGAAUGAGAUCCUUAAUCACAAGAUGAGAGAGUACUGUCUGAGACUGAGAAACAUGGUCGCCAGUAACGCCACUAAAACUCAGCUAAAUGAUGCCAUGGACACCAUGAUCGAGGAGGUGUUUCGAGUGGUUAGUGUGUGUUUGGGUAGUCCUCCAGAGACUAUCAGUUGGGAGUACAGGGACAAGGACAAGAACUUCCACCGCAUAGGUCCUAUUACUCCUAAGGAAUUUUACACUAAGCACGUCAAACCUCUGUACAACCUCCAGGACAAGGUGUGCCUUGUGAAUGAUCCCAGACCCCAGAAUCCCUUUGGAAAGCUGUACAAUGUGGAAUUCUUGGGUAACAUGGUGGGCGGCCGCAGAACCCUCUACAACAAUCAGCCUGUCGAACUUUUAAAAAAAGCCGCCGCCGACUCCAUCAAAGAAGGAGAGGCUGUGUGGUUUGGCUGUGAUGUUGGGAAACAUUUCCAUGGCAAACUGGGCAUUAACGACAUGAACGUGUUUAACCAUGAGCUGGUGUUCGGUGUCUCUGUAAAGAAUAUGAGUAAAGCUGAGCGGCUGAUCUUCGGUGAUUCCCUGAUGACACAUGCCAUGAUUCUUACUGCUGUAACUGACAAGGAAGUAAAGGAGGGAUGCUAUGAGAAGUGGAGAGUGGAGAACUCAUGGGGUGAUGAUCGUGGGAAUAAAGGUUAUCUGAUCAUGACGGAUGAAUGGUUCUCAGAGUACGUCUAUGAAGUGGUGGUGGAUAAAAAGUUCCUUUCCCCUGAGGUGCUGGAAGUCAUGCAGCAGGAACCUGUUGUUCUCCCUGCCUGGGACCCAAUGGGAUCGCUGGCAUAACCACAGACACCCAGCGGGCUCUGCCCAAUCUGACCUCAUUUAGGUCUUUUUGACGCCACCCUUCAUACCAAUUUUACUCUCCGCAGACUUCCAAAACAGCCUGUUCUAGACAAAAAAUAAAAACUUCCUCUUUUUUUACUGGA